AUGUGGCUCGAUCUCUGCGACCCCGAGCGACACUUCCACCAAGUCGUUCCCCAACGGGCGAGGAGUUGUCCACCGCUGAUGAACGCGAUCCUCGCAGCGUCUGCCAGACAUCUCACCCGCGUCCCAAAAUACAGAACCGAGUCUGGCGCAGUCAAAUAUGGUGGACGUACACUGCAUGACCUGACCGACGAAACUGCCCUGCACUACCAUAGCAAAUGUAUCCAGGACCUGCUGGAACUGGGCGCGAACCCCGAGCAAACGGGCAACGAGGACCUCCUGGCUGCGGCGAUUAUUCUCCGGUUCUAUGAAGAGAUUGACUAUCCGCUGCAGGAUGAGCAGAAAGACGAUGAAGUGUUUCUCCGCGUCCUUAAUAUGUUUAUUGAGGCUCAGAUACCGAACAUGGCAGUCGGUUCUCAGGCCCUCUCGACGGUGGCGGGCGAAAUAUCAACAUCGCCUGGUGAGAUCUAUAGUUCUCCCUCAUCAAAUGUAUUUAGAAAUACUACGUCUCUUGAGUCCCGGUGGUACAUGUCCAGCCUCCGACAGGCUGCGUUCUGGGUCGCCUUCCGACAAGAAGUAUACUCAGCCUUCCUCAAGCAACGACCAUUCAGCAUGUCGCUCUCUCGAUGCGACAUCUUCCGCUCAUUCACCCCAGGCGAAGACGGCCUAUGGACCGCGCGGCUGGUUAUUUUCUGCGCGGACAUUCUGGAAUUCUGUUACGGCAACACAGCACAUUCCACAGCCCAGGCCACGCAAACACAAACACAACCGCAUCCACAUCCACAUCCACAUCCAAAGGAACGGUGGGCGCAGCUGAAAUGCCUGUCCCAAAAAUGGAUCGAUUCCCUCCCUUGCAGUUUCGAACCGAUCUAUGUGCGCGAGCCAGAUCGGCGCCAGGGCGAGGUAUUCCCGGAGAUAUGCUACCUGACGAAUAUCCAUGUGGCUGGUGUGCAGCAUAUCGAGCUUGCGCGGAUCUUGCUUGCGGUGUACGACCCGGACAUACCGAGGCUGGGACUUGGGCGUAAGGAGAGUAUGCGGGCGCUGAGCGAGGAGCUGAGGGCUGCGGUUUUGAGGCUGUGUGGGAUUGCAGUGUGUAACCGGCAGAAUCCGCCGUCGUUGACGACAGCGUUGCUCGGGAUUGUGGUCUGCGGGGAGCACUUUGAGGAUCGGGUUGAGCAGAUGGCGCUGAUGGAGUUGUUGGAUGAGUUGGACUAUCACCAUGGCUGGCCUGUGGGAUAUUAUAGAGAGCGAUUGAAGCAGUCGUGGGGGUGGCCGUAG
Messenger RNA from Aspergillus puulaauensis, 1275 nucleotides. RefSeq lists its product as uncharacterized. Gene Ontology annotation, biological process: positive regulation of transcription by RNA polymerase II. NCBI's taxonomy places the organism in Eukaryota, Fungi, Ascomycota, Eurotiomycetes, Eurotiales, Aspergillaceae. The record is from RefSeq and is a predicted model, not a curated record. Gene Ontology annotation, molecular function: transcription cis-regulatory region binding; DNA-binding transcription factor activity. Gene Ontology annotation, cellular component: nucleus. Bases 1 to 1275 code for a protein of 424 amino acids. The transcript has a single exon.